Molecule: messenger RNA, 2230 nt
Organism: Cyprinus carpio (common carp)
Lineage: Eukaryota; Metazoa; Chordata; Actinopteri; Cypriniformes; Cyprinidae
Gene: smpdl3b
Product: sphingomyelin phosphodiesterase acid like 3B
Exons: 8
Coding region: 165-1550 (461 amino acids)
Biological process (GO): sphingomyelin catabolic process
Molecular function (GO): sphingomyelin phosphodiesterase activity
Source: RefSeq, a predicted model, not a curated record
AUGUUUGAACAAGCACUCAAAACAGUGCUGGUUCCCGUCCUGCAAGUUUAUUUGCUUCAGCUGACUUAUCUUAUCUGUCAGUUUAUUGACGGCUGUGGAAUGAAUGUCUUGAUGCAGGAUAACAGCAGUCAGGUCAGAGUCUCUGGAUCUCUCACACACAUCAGAUGAAUCGGACAAUGGCAGGUGUUUGGAAAAUUAUUCUUCUCAACAUUUUCAUCGUCUCUGCUAGAAGUAGCGUGAUGAAAGGUUAUUUCUGGCACAUCUCAGACCUCCACUGGGAUCCUUCUUAUGAUGUAGGGAGUAACUCUGCAUCAAAAUGUGCCUCUAGUGGAGGCCGUCCGACCCCAAACGCAGGCAGAUUUGGAGAUUAUUUCUGUGACUCCCCAUGGACUCUGAUAAACUCAACAUUGAGUGCCAUGAGAGGGAUCCUGCCUGACCCAGACUUCAUCAUCUGGACCGGAGAUGAUACGCCUCAUGUGCCCAAUGAGCAGCUGGGAGUCGAACCUGUCCUGCGUAUAAUCGGCAAUCUCACCCACAUCAUAAAAAGCACUUUUCCUAAUACCAAAGUGUAUUCCGCAAUGGGAAAUCAUGACUACCAUCCAAAGAACCAAAUGCCUCCAGAAAAAAACAACAUUUAUGAACAAACCGCAAACCUGUGGCACGACUGGCUACAAGCGGCGUCAAAAGAAACCUUUAAAAUAGGUGGAUAUUACACAGAGAAGUUGCUGAAUCAAACUGGCCUCAGAGUCAUGGUCCUAAACACGAACCUCUAUUAUGAUCAGAACAAACUCACAGAAAACAUCAAAGACCCUGCAGAUCAGUUCAGUUGGGCUGAUAAAGUGCUUCAGGACGCAGCUAAAAAUAAUGAGAAGGUUUACAUUAUUGGCCACGUCCCGCCAGGGUUUUUUGAGAAGAAGCGAGAUAAAGCCUGGUUCAGAAAAGAGUUUAAUAAGCGCUACAUAGAUCUCAUACAGAAGCACAGCGCUAUUAUACAGGGCCAGUUCUUCGGUCAUCAUCACACCGACAGCUUCCGCAUGUUCUACAGCUCAAAAGGAUCUCCCAUAAGUGCGAUGUUCCUGACUCCAGGAGUGACGCCUUGGAUAACAACAUUACCUGGUGUCAUAGAUGGUGGAAAUAAUCCUGGAAUUCGCAUGUUUCAGUACGACACCAAAACACUUUUGAUCAAGGAUAUAAUCACCUACUAUAUGAACCUGACAUACUCAAAUGUGGCACAUGAGCGCUGGGAGAAAGAGUACCGGCUAACGGAGGCGUUUCGUGUGCCGGACGCAUCUCCCGCCUCUAUGCACCGUGUGAUGGAGCGGAUAUCCACCGACAAGUGUUAUCUGCAGAAGUACUUUGAGUUCAACUCUGUGAAUUAUGACCUGACGGAGUGCCACGCUGACUGCCGCAUCGAUCACGUGUGCGCGAUGAGGGAAGUGGACUUUGAGGCCUAUGAGAAGUGCGUGGUGAAGGAGGGAGGCUCGUCCACUGCUCCAGUGCUGUUUACUCUGCUGCUGUCACUGAUGCUGAGCCUGCUGUGUUUGAGCUGAUCACAGAACAGCAGCGUUUCUGCAAUAUUAUCACGUGAUCCCUUCGAUCCCUUCGUGCAUGAGUGUGACAUGUUCUCAGCAGUAAACUUUUAACGUGCUGUUCAUAAACUUGAUCUAUCAUGAUUUCUUUAUAUUUACUGAACUGUCUCUUAGUUGAAAAUGUUUUUUGGGGGUUCCAAACAUUAAAAUGGAAAAUUGAAAUUUGGAGUGACGUUAAAGUAAAUAAAAAUUGCAGCUGUUUUUUUUUUCUUUACUGAGAAAAGUCUUUAUUUUAAGAUAAAAAGUUGCAUGUAAUGUCAGAAACGGUUUGAUAAUGAUAAUAAUAAAGUAUGCAUAAUGAUGAAUUAUGCAUUCCUGCCAUUUAUAUUUAAAUACAUUCGUCAGCAUGACGUAAUUUUUUUCCCACACUACAUAUUAUCAAUGCCACAGUUGUCCAGCUGUAAUUAGGGCAUCCAGCAGUACGAACACUCACUAUGACCAACUAUACAGUACAGUAGUCACAAAACAGUACAAUACAGUAGCCUUUGAUUUGCAUGUAAAGUUGCAAAUUAAAAAAAAAAUUGUGUGGGAAAAAACUGAAUACUGCAUAAAACAUCUGUAAAUAAAAUUCAUCUCGUGUUCAAGAGAACAAAAUCAAGGUAUCAAUAAUAAAAUAAUAAUAAUAAAUUGCUGCAACUGGG